Molecule: messenger RNA, 2162 nt
Organism: Eleginops maclovinus (Patagonian blennie)
Lineage: Eukaryota; Metazoa; Chordata; Actinopteri; Perciformes; Eleginopidae
Gene: srd5a1
Product: steroid-5-alpha-reductase, alpha polypeptide 1 (3-oxo-5 alpha-steroid delta 4-dehydrogenase alpha 1)
Exons: 5
Coding region: 136-933 (265 amino acids)
Biological process (GO): steroid metabolic process
Cellular component (GO): membrane
Molecular function (GO): 3-oxo-5-alpha-steroid 4-dehydrogenase activity
Source: RefSeq, a predicted model, not a curated record
GGGAUGUUUACGUAAGGUCACGUCCAUGGGCUGUAAAUGAUCUUACAAACCAUGACAAAACUGAGUGAAACGGCGUUUAAUUAAAUGACAUUUUAGCCACCUUUAUUGUUUAAAGUUUUGACACAUUUUGCCGUGAUGGACGCACUCUUCUCCUGGCUUUUCUCCUCGGAGGAAGAGGAGUUGUACUUGUUGGACUGCUUGGGUUACUUUAUGAUUUUAAUGGCAGCCUGCACUUUCGUUGCUUUGCUUUUCCAAGAUGUCCCAUACGGACGAUACGCUCCCACCACGGCUAGAUUCCGGGUUGAUGCCCGGGUUGCUUGGUUCGUGCAGGAGCUGCCUGCCUUCCUGGUGCCUUUCUGUCUGAUAGUGUGGACAUCCUCGGCUAAAACAUCACUGCUGCCCAACCAGCUGGUCAUUGCAAUGUAUAUCUGCCACUAUACUCAGAGAUCCCUCAUUUAUCCAUUUUUAAUCCGGGGGGGUAAACCAACACCACUGGACUCAUUCGUGUUAGCCAUUAUGUUCUGCAUCUAUAAUGGAUACAUGCAGAUCAGGUACCUGAGCCACUACGCUGACUACCCGGCACAUUGGGUUACACAUCCAUGCUUCAUUGCAGGGUCUGUUCUGUGGUUGGUCGGCUGGCUGGUGAACAUGCACUCUGACCACAUCCUGAGGAACCUGAGGAAGCCCGGAGAGACUGGUUACAAAAUUCCCACAGGCGGACUGUUUGAAUAUGUGUCUGGAGCAAACUUCUUAGGAGAGAUAACUGAGUGGGCCGGCUUCGCUCUGGCUGGUCAGUCUGUCCACAGUACAGCUUUCGCCAUCUUCACUGCAGUGGUCCUCUCCAGCAGGGCUGUGUCCCACCACAAAUGGUACCAUGCUAAGUUCGAAGACUACCCGAAAAGUAGGAAGGCACUGAUUCCCUUUCUGUUCUAAAAAAAACGUGGCUGCUGAAAGCUUGGAAAGGACAUUUCCAACAUUUUACAAAACUUAGAUAAGCUCUAAAAUAAGCUAAACUUGAAGACACAGUGCUAAAAGCUGAAAAAAACAUGGGCUGCAAGCUUGUAAAUAACCUCAUUUGGGUGUUGCUUUGGUAAUAACGCCCAUAAAGCAAAGUAACCUCAAUAACACUGAGCUGUAUGUAAUUGAAAUGCUCUGUCUGCCGGAGAGGCAGCAUUUAGCGUUCCUACGGAGGAAAUAGGAUGGCGAAUGGAGCGUACCUCAACAGUAAUACAGUGGAUUUAUAACUCUCUGCACCAGCAGUAAAAUCUUUAAAGACUCUCCGCUGAUCUGCAUAUUCCCCCAGAUGGAAUAUAAACUCGGAAAUGCAAAGCAGACACUUAAAAGUUUCGUUCAUUCCCAGAAGUCAUCUGUUGCCAGUGCAUCCUUUUUAACAUCCGACCAGAUGAAGACGAAGGAGAUUCAAUGAAGUCCAAACACAUUUUGCUCCGGGUGUCAUCGCUACAAAUUCUUGCCAUGCAUCUCUGUUCUUUAAAGACUGAUACUGUAGCAGGCCUGUCUACAGCUACUCUACUGCAGGGAAAUCGAAUAGAUGUCAAGCAUGUCCCUCAAUAACUCACCCAUGCCUGAAAUAAGAAGAAGAGACCACUGCCUCAACACAUCACUCCUGUCAGGGUGUUCUGAGAAAGAGAGAAACCCAGAAGAGAUGAUUGAGUGUGUGAAAGCAGGAGCACAUUGAGCAUAAACUACUCUAAAUGGAUGAGAGGAGGGAGCCUGGGAGGAAAGAUAAGACAUGAGAAACCUCUUCUCUAUUCUGUUGUUGGUAAAAAAUGAGUUUUACCAUAAUCUCAUCACCGUGAGUUGGGACUUUCCUCGAGUCAUGUCCUAGUAAUCUAUCUGCUUCAUUUUCAGUAUAGGUUUACUAUGAAGUGCAAUUAUCUCAUCAACAGUUGAAUCCAUAUGCAAAAGGACAUUUCCAUUCAAGCUUGGUUUCAAAGUGUUAUACCCCACAAAAGUGCAACAGUCUCCCAUCACUUCUCAUAAAUGCUCCCUUCUCCCAGUGGGGGACAUUUUCCAUCAAAGCCAAGGUCACGUCAAAUUGAAUGAAUGUUUUGUUUUUGAACAUUUAUAUUAUGUCAUGGUUUUUAAACAUGGUCUCAUCAAUAAAUAAAAGACCUCUUUGUCUGAGUAUGAUGAAAAAUGAA